This is a messenger RNA of Haliotis rufescens (red abalone), 6164 nucleotides long. RefSeq names its product transient receptor potential cation channel subfamily A member 1 homolog. Gene Ontology annotation, molecular function: monoatomic ion channel activity; protein binding. NCBI's taxonomy places the organism in Eukaryota, Metazoa, Mollusca, Gastropoda, Lepetellida, Haliotidae. Bases 29 to 3223 code for a protein of 1064 amino acids. Gene Ontology annotation, cellular component: membrane. The transcript has 26 exons. Gene Ontology annotation, biological process: monoatomic ion transport; transmembrane transport. The record is from RefSeq and is a predicted model, not a curated record.
CAAGUUGACACAGGCGAGGAAUGACGGUAUGUGGCCCGUCCACCUGGCGGCCGCCUCUGGUAAACUGUCUAUUGUGGAGGAGCUGACAAGUCAACCUGAGGACUUCAACAGGACAAACCGGCACAACUCCACGGCACUCCACAUCGCUGCCCAGUACAACCGCUGCGACAUCGCCAACUACAUCUUGCAACAAAAGGAUGGCUCGCUCGGGCGAAAAGAUAAGGACGGAAACACGGCCCUCCAUAUAGCCGCCAGAUAUGGACACACAAAGCUGGUGAGAAGUCUGAUGGACAGAGGGGCUGAUAUCAGCUCCACCAACGUCCAGAGACAGAUACCGUUACAUGCUGCCGCAGAGCACGGACACAUGGACACCUUCAACGUGCUUUUGACGCCUUCUAAUCCCACCAAUUCAAGCGAAUCUCUGAAAGUGGACGUUGAGACGAAAAAGAAAAUUGUUGAACUCCUGGAGUCUUUGGUCGGUGCAGGAGACCCACAAGAGAAGGAGAAAAUCAUAGGAUCAAUUUCAGAAGUACUGCAGAUUCUUUUGUCUUCUCCCAAAACAGCAGAUUCUAAAAAACAGUCAGGUGUGAACGUCGUUACACGACAGAAGGCUGCACAACUGAUACAGACUCUGGUUGAUGUCAAAGACACCAAAGAAAAGGAAAGUUUGAUAAAGAAAAUAUCAAAUGUACUUCAGGAAGCACACGGAGUCUUGACUCUUGAUGAAGAUGACGCAGGGAAACGCUUCCAGCAUAUUGUCAGGUUGGUUGUCGAUGUGAAAAGAUGGAAGAGCCGCGCGGCCAAAACAUCACAGUCUGGAAGCAACCUAGCGAACGAGAGAAACGUCAGACGACAAAGCAAGGGAACUAACUCUGUACAGCCACUGAAUAGGGGCAGCAGAGGGGGGAGUGCGCCAGUAGCACCAUAUGAGUCGCUGCUGGGACUGCUUCACGCUCACAUCUGGAUCAACUCGGAGGACCAGAAAGGGAACACACCGCUACACCUGGCGGCGUCCAGUGGCCAAGAGGAUAUUGUUACGUGCAUCUUGAGAAAUUAUUCAGUGGUCCCAAACCGAAAGAAUAAUUCGGAGAGAACAGCGCUACAUCUGGCUGCCAUCAAGGGAAACACUAGGUCCGCGGAGGUAAUAGUGAAGGGGAGCGGGAACGCCAUGUUUGCCGAGGAUCAGGGCGGAAACACCCCCCUCCACCUGGCCGCUCAGGGGAGACACAAGGACACCGUACAGUUACUUCUUCUCCACGGAGCCGACACAAAACACACGAAUGCAUCAGGCCACAAUGUAUUGGACUUGGCCGCCUCAAGCGGGUGUGAAGAGACCUGUAACAUAUUGAUUCGGUUCGACUCACACGCCAAGGAAGAUCUACAUCAUAAAACCAGCCCCCUGAACUUGGCGUGCAAAAAUGGACACCUUCGAGUGGUAAAACUGCUGUUAGAGAACGAUGGCGACGUCAAUGUUAAGGACGAAAGUGGACUGAAUUGCCUUGACCUUGCUGUGGACAAUAAACACAGAGACGUCGCUCGCCACAUCAUCCGGUCCACCCAAUGGAAAGAUGCUCUUAAAAACAGCGUUAAAGCAUCAAAGGGUAGCUGCACCUGCGAGUUGUCUUGCGCGUGUGUUAAAAAGUCCAGGAACAGUGUUGACACACCCAUGCGUCGACUCAUAAAGAAAAUGCCAGAUGUUGCCUAUGAGGUUCUGGACAAAUGUAUCGACCCCACAUCGACGUCCAAGCAGCCCCUGUAUGACUAUCAGUUUAUUGAUGAUCUGUACGAGUCCUGGAUUUCUACAGGUAAUCCAAAAAACAGCGAUGGCAAAAUGUCCAAGGACAAACCAAAAAAGAAAGAAAACAAAGAUCUGACCCCUUAUACAAAGAAAGCUCGCACCUUCAAGAAGAACCACCCCCUCAAGAUCAUGGUGAAAUAUGGCCGCGACGAGCUGCUGCAGCAUCCGGUGGUGAGGAAUCUGAUCAUGACGUUGUGGUGGCAGUUCGGGUGGUGCUACUACCUGGCGACGGCUCUCUUUCACACCUGCUUCCUCAUCCUUCUCUCGAGAGUCGUCCUGAUGAGCAAGCCACCGCAUGAAUACCUUUCCUAUGAGAUUGAGAGUGUACGAAGCGACUCGUGUAGAUCGGUAAUCGACCAGACAGACCUCAAUGACUGGCUGGUUGCAGAGAAGGGCAUCAUGUACGCCCUGAUGGUGAUCGGCGUUAUCUUUGAAUGCCUCCAGAUUUACACCUCAAGAUCCGCCUACUUCACCAGCCUGGAGAAUUAUGUUGAGUGGGUUGUCUUCAUCCUUUCCUUCAUUUUCCUUCUCGAUUUCAACCUUUGCUACGCAUAUACCGGAUUCAGAGAGGAAUGGCAGUGGUCUCUGGGCGCUUUCGCCCUCUUCUUCUCCUGGAUUGACCUGGUCCUGUACCUCAAGGCCUUCACCGCCUUAGGCUUGUAUGUCAUCAUGUUCCAGGUCGUCUGUCGGACGUUUCUCAAGGUGUUUGUGGUCUUCUUCUGCCUGAUUGGAGCUUUUGCGCUCGGUUUCCAUACACUGUUGCAAAACCAGAUUCCUUUUCGGGACGUUGCCAACUCCAUCCUCCGAACAUCGGUAAUGUUCAUCGGGGAAAUAGACUAUAAUGACAUAUUCAAUGCUGGUGUCAACGCUACUGGCGAUGCUUAUGGGAAGGACAACAACCUAAUCUACCCGGCAGCAACAUCUGUCAUGUUCUCCACCUUCAUCCUACUGGCCUGUAUAGUACUGAUGAACCUCUUGGUUGGACUGGCAGUAGAUGACAUCAAAGCCAUUACCCGAAAGGCGGCAUUCGAGAGGACGUCAAUGCAUGUUGACAUGGUUUUAGAUGUAGAGAAAGUUCUCCAUAAAACCCUACGGAAGGGGUGUUACCGUAUGCGGAGGAAAUGUGUGGCCCAGGAUAAAGUCAAACAGCGCGGGUUCUGGCACUGGUUGAAACAUCUGCCCAUCUGGUGGUGGAAUCAACAGGUGGAGACAGAUGAAAAUGCUAUUCUGAAAUGUAUCCCCGAACUCAUAAAGCGUCAAGAAGAGCUGCAUGAGCUGCUGUUGGGGAUGAACAAGGAGCUGCUGGCUCAGAACCGCCGGAUGGAGAAGUUCCUACAGGUCAAGGGGGAUGCCGAGAAGGCGGAGAGCAGUCAUAACGCCGAAUUGGAGAAGGAGGCCAACAGCCUCACUUUGCACCACGCAUAGAGACUGGGAGGGCCUGAGUGUCCUCUUUGUCUCAGGCAUCGUAAUUUGCUGUGUAGAUUUGCUGCCUUCAGUCGUGCCAACCUCAGCUGAUCGAGGGUUCGAUCCUCCAUACAACUGACCCGCUGCGAUAUAACUGUAGAGCCGCACUUACCCAUUUACUCGUUGAUACUGGAAUGCUCGUGCCAAUGUUUGAAAUCCAUGUCUGGUGUCCCCCCUCCCUCCCCCGCCUUAUGCAUGGAAUAAUGCUCACAGUGGUGUACAGCCAUAUUCACACCCUUACUCACGUUAGCAGUUUCGUUUUCCGUGAGUGAGUGAUCGCUGCAUUCUAAGUGAAACUGUGGAUAAUCAUUUUGACAAAGUACAGUAGAACAUGGAUAUAACGAACUACAAGGGAGCAAAGAAGUCAGUUCGUAAUAUCCGUUGUUCGUUUUACACGUUUUCGUGCGCAAACGUCCGCCAUCUUGGAUAAAUCAAACACAAUGCACGUAAUUGCAUCAUUGACUUGUAUUAGCUGACAGUGGUGUAUAUAUUCUAUAUUCCCACCCUUACUCACGUUAGCAGUUUCGUUUAUCGUGAGUGAGUGAUGUUGAUAAUCCUUAUGACUAAGUACUUGUAAAUUUUGCUUUGUUUUCAUGUGAGUUAAAUUGUCGAUAAUAAUAUAUUGAAGAAUUAAAUCGUCGAUAACAAUAUUUUGAAUAAUGUUGAAAGUAGUUGUAUUAAGAAUGCUGUAAAUGAAAUCGCUGUUUAAUUAUGAACUUGUGAUUAUGUUUUAAGUACUAAACGCCACCAUUAGCAUUUUAAUGCAUUGCAGUUCUGCUUGAAGUAACUAGAUUGAAUUAUAUAAUUUACACCAUCGGUUUAAAAGAAUAGCAUAGGAAGCACUUACGGCGGAUCAGCGGAUGUACCCGAUACAACUUUGAUAUCAUGUGAAAUGCCGCCAUCUUGAUCCUGGGUUCUUGUAGGUGCCAUCCUUGUCCUGCAUUCUGUUAGCUGCCUACUUGAUCCUGCAUUCUUUGAGCCGCCAUCUUGAUACUGCAUUCUUGGAGCCGCCAUCUUGAUCCUGCAUUCUUGGAGCCGCCAUCUUGGUCCUGGGUUCUUGUAGGUGCCAUCCUUGUCCUGCAUUCUGUUAGCUGCCUACUUGAUCCUGCAUUCUUGGAGCCGCCAUCUUGAUACUGCAUUCUUGGAGCCGCCAUCUUGAUCCUGCAUUCUUGGAGCCGCCAUCUUGAUCCUGCAUUCUUGGAGCCGCCAUCUUGGUACUGCAUUCUUGGAGCCACCAUCUUGAUCCUGCAUUCUUGGAGCCGCCAUCUUGGUCCUGGGUUCUUGUAGGUGCCAUCCUUGUCCUGCAUUCUGUUAGCUGCCUACUUGAUCCUGCAUUCUUGGAGCCGCCAUCUUGAUCCCAGGUUUUUGUAGGUGCCAUCCUUGUCCUGCAUUCUUUGAGCCGCCAUCUUGAUACUGCAUUCUUGGAGCCGCCAUCUUGAUCCUGCAUUCUUGGAGCCACCAUCUUGAUCCUGCAUUCUUGGAGCCGCCAUCUUGGUCCUGGGUUCUUGUAGGUGCCAUCCUUGUCCUGCAUUCUUGGAGCCGCCAUCUUGGUCCUGGGUUCUUGUAGGUGCCAUCCUUGUCCUGCAUUCUUGGAGCCUCCAUCUUGAUCCUGCAGGCUUGGAGCCGCCAUCUUGAUCCUGCAUUCUUGGAGCCGCCAUCUUGAUCCUGCAUUCUUGGAGCCGCCAUCUUGAUCCUGGGUUCUUGUAGGUGCCAUCUUUGUCCUGCAUUCUUGGAGCCGCCAUCUUGAUCCUACAUUCUUGGAGCCGCCAUCUUGAUCCUGCAUUCUUGGAGCCGCCAUCUUGAUCCCAGGUUUUUGUAGGUGCCAUCCUUGUCCUGCAUUCUUGGAGCCGCCAUCUUGAUCCUGCAUUCUUGGAGCCGCCAUCUUGAUCCUGGGUUCUUGUAGGUGCCAUCCUUGUCCUGCAUUCUUGGAGCCGCCAUCUUGAUCCUGCAUUCUUGGAGCCGCCAUCUUGAUCUUGGGUUUUUGUAGGUUCCAUCCUUGUCCUGCAUUCUUGGAGCCGCCAUCUUGGUCCUGCAUUCUUUGGGCCUUCAUCUUGGUCCUGCAUUCUUGGAGCCGCCAUCUUGUUCGUGCAUUCUAUGUCCUAUGUUGUGUUUGUUUGUCUUAUAAUUGGAUAUUGAGAUAUUUAUGCAGGUGCGAUAUGAUUCCUGUCCUUUCUCCGUAACGUCCAGCUUCAUAUAGUUCCUGGGCAUGCAUGUUUAUUUCAUGAAAUGCUUGCUACAGUUACUUGUGUGUUUUGCUUUUUAAUACAUUAUUCAACCUUUGAAGCGUAAAAUUAUCUUUUGAAGAGCAGAGGCUAAAUAACUCAUAAAAUCACAUGUUUCAAUACUUCCUAGUCAAGUACCCCAACAUGAAUGAUGUUUUGACACUUCUUAGUGGCUCUGAUGAUCAGAAAGUUGUCAAAAACAAUGUCAUUUCAAUUAAGUUGGCGUAAAGAUACAGGACCAAGACAGCGACAUUUUUUUCCUGUAAGUGCACAUAAUACAAAUCAGACUAUGCUUUAGGUACGGCUUUUCGUAUAUGUGACUUAUGACGGUGAUCUCGUGGCAUGUCGUCUCUAGGCCGCCCUUUGUUAUAAAUCACACAUGAUAUCACCACGUUUCGACUGUUGAGUUUGCUUCAAACAACAUGACAACUUGAGUGUGGGAUAACCUAGACUUGGUCAUUUCCGAAACAUAUUGUAUCUUUGACAUACAAACGAGCGGUUUAAUAUUACCGUGAUACAAACACAUCUCUGACUGUUCUAACACUGGGAGUGAAAUGUCACUGAGUGCUGUCACUAAGGACUGGUUCCACUGCGUGUUUUGUAUUCCCUGUGCAACACAUUGAAUCAUUACAGAAGUAUUUUGUACAUUGCCAUGGAAAAUAAAAUUGUUCUACAUCAAA